GCUCCCAUAUUUUCUUUCGGAGCCGGGUUUUAAUCCGAUAUAUUCGCAGUCCCCGGCUGUUUGUCUCCUCCCCACACUUCCACUGUGUGAAAGAGAAACUUCAGCCAAAAGAAAAAGAAUUAGUUCAUUCGACUUAUAACUGUCGGUGGACGGGUGGAGUUUUUUUUCUGUUUGCAGGAACGGCCAUAGAUUUCUCAUUUUCUGAGGGUACAGAGAGAAAAAAAGAAUAAAGGAAAAACAAGGAAAAAAAUAUAUAUAUAUAUAGAGAGAGAGAGAGAGAGAGAGGGAGCAAAUAAAGAGAGAGAAUCGCUUGGUAUAUAAGCCAUUACAGCUGAAGCCACGGCCUCUGUAUCCAUCUGUACCACCUCUCAAUAUAGACUGAUAUAUUCUAUAUAUUUCUGUAUCUUUCUCUCUAUAUAGAUUAUAAUAGACGAAGAGGUGUUAAAUCGAGCUUCCUUUUGGUUUCCAAGCGACGAAUCCCGGAGCCACCGGCCAUGGCGGAGUCAAGCUCAAGCGACUCCGUUUCUGUCGAUGUCGAGACCAUUUAUCUUGGCGGAAAGGAACAUAUUGUAAGGACUGGCCGUGGUUCUGUGUCUGUUAUAGUAUACGGAGACAAAGAAAAGCCUGCACUAGUCACUUAUCCUGAUUUAGCUCUAAAUCACGUGUCUUGUUUUCAAGGAUUGUUCUUUUGUCCGGAAGCAGCUACUUUGCUGCUGCAUAAUUUCUGCAUCUAUCACAUUAGUCCUCCUGGGCAUGAGUUGGGAGCUGCAGCAAUUUGUCCUGAUGAUCCAGUUUUGUCUGUUGACGAUUUAACAGAUCAAAUAAUUGAGGUUCUAAAUUAUUUUCGGCUGGGUGCAGUGAUGUGCAUGGGGGUGACAGCUGGAGCUUACAUCCUCUCCAUGUUUGCUAUGAAGUAUAGGGAGCGGGUCCUGGGAUUGAUCCUUGUAUCUCCACUAUGCAGAACCCCUUCCUGGACGGAGUGGUUUUGUAAUAAGGUGAUGUCAAAUUUGCUAUAUUACUAUGGGAUGUGUAGUCUGCUGAAGGAGUGCUUACUUUAUCGGUACUUCAGCAAGGAAGUUCGUGGUAGUGCAGAAGUUCCAGAAUCAGAUAUAGUCCAAGCUUGCCGAAGAUUGCUAGAUGAGAGGCAAAGCUUAAAUGUCUUUCGAUUUCUUCAAGCUAUUAACAGGAGACCUGAUAUUACUGAAGGCUUAAAGACACUGAAAUGUCGAACACUAAUAUUUGUCGGGGAGAAUUCUCCUUUCUAUGAUGAGGCUCUCCACAUGACAGCCAGACUGGACAGAAGAUACUGUGCUUUAGUUGAGGAAAGUUUCUUGACCAUGUUCCACUGUUCAUAUUAGUCAGACUUUAAAGAGAGAGAUGCACUAAAGAUAUUGAACUAGCAGUACUCAAGUCACCUGCCUUGAAUUUUGUAAGGGUUUGUAGCACCUCUUAGAAAAACCCAUCUUACAAUGUCUCUAUCAGUUGUUGAGAUCUGAAUUCAGUGUACAAGGCAAUAAUUAUGAGAUCUUGUGCCCGAUCAGUUGGCUACUUAUUAUAGCAUGAUAUGCAGGGGAGAUAAUGUGGGAUCAGUUUAGGGAGAAAAUACAACACAAUUGUCAAAUGCUGAUGAUUUAUUGGGACUUCUCCAGGUCCAGGCCUGUGGAUCAAUGGUGACAGAAGAGCAGCCUCAUGCGAUGUUGAUACCCUUGGAGUACUUCUUAAUGGGGUAUGGAAUGUACCGACCAAGCCAGUUUACUGGUAGCCCUCGGAGUCCUCUGAGCCCAACUUGCAUAUCACCGGAGCUUCUCUCUCCAGAAAGCAUGGGAUUGAAACUAAAACCAAUCAAAACUCGGAUUUGAUAUUGACUAUCCUGAACAGACCAAGAAAAUGUUGGAUUCAAAUUACAUCUUGUAUAUGAAUAAUCGACGUCGUUUUUUUUUUUUUCCUUUUAAUCUUUUUUGUAAUUCUAUUCAAUUGUUUUGUUAAUGGGGUAGAUAUGUUUGUAGAUAUAGACAUGGGAUGAUGAUAUUCUUUAAUGGACAUAGACGGCGGAGAUAUAAAUUCAUUCAUUUGUAGUUCAGUCAUAAAAAUUCUCUCGGAGUUGUAACUUCUUGAAAGAGACAUUUUAUAUGAUGAAAAGCCAUCAAUAAUUGAGAUUA
Messenger RNA from Coffea arabica (coffee), 2159 nucleotides. The record is from RefSeq and is a predicted model, not a curated record. NCBI's taxonomy places the organism in Eukaryota, Viridiplantae, Streptophyta, Magnoliopsida, Gentianales, Rubiaceae.